AUGGAUGACAAAUACAUUAGUUUGGAAAAUUUUAACCCCAAGAAAAAGUAUCCGCCUUAUCUUGAUAGUCCAAGAUCUCUCAAAGCAUGUGCAAGGCAAGGAAUCACUCCUGAAGAGCUCCUAUAUAAACCCAAAAAAAUGUUUAAAUACGAAUUAGGUGAGCACAUUCCUAAACAAAUCAUUCAGUUACAUUAUGAACACUAUGAAGAGAAAAGAAAACAAAAGCUCGACCUACUAAUUGAUGAAAGAGAAAAAAUAAUCCAUGAAGAAAGCCAUUCAAGGCCAUCAUAUACAGAAGGAUCUGAAUACCAAGCAUCUAAUAAAAAUAAUUUUAUAUAUCCCAUUAUAAUAAUAAAUUGGCUAUUUUCUCAUAACAAAUAAAUUUCUAAAUUAAUUUUAUAUAAGGAUAAUUGAGCAUGAAAAGAAGAAGAUGGCUAUGAUGGAAAAACGCCAGCAGCAAGAAAUCCAACAGAUGAUUGACCAUGAAAAUCAGCUAGAAAAAAUUAGGCAGAGGAAUGAAGAAAAAGAAAGAAUUGCAAGGGAAAGAGAAUCGUUUAGACUAAGACAAAUUGCAUUGGAAAAUAAAGAAAAAGAAGAAAAGAAAAAAAGAGAUGAUGAAAUGAGAAAAGCAAAAGAGGAAGAGUUAGAAAGGGAAGCAAGGAGGAUUCAGGAGGAGCAUUAUAGAUGGGAACAAAAAAAAUUGAAAGAAGAUAGGAGGAAAGAAAAAAUUAGGAAAAAAGAAGCAAAGAUGAGAGAAAUCGAAAUGAGAAAAAAACAGGAAAUGCUUACUAUGUGUUUUAAAAAAUGUUUUUGAGGAAAUAAAAAUCAAGAAUUUCAUACAAUUUUUAAUUAAUCUAAAGAAAAAUCAUAUUCAUUAAUUCAGGAAGUUAGAGAAAAAACUGAACAAAUAAUGAGUCAACAAAGAGAAGAAGUGGAAAGGAAAAGAAUUGAAAUGGAAGAGAGAGACAGAGAGCGAUUGAGAGCUUUAGCAUACAUACAUUAGAAUUAUUACGCUUAACGUCCACCACGGAGGUCAGCAAGCCCCAGACCUAUCACCUUCUCUUCCACCUGCCGGACCCACAGGCCGCUGGGCCAGCCUGCUUUGCUUCACCAGGGCAAGCUUGGAGGGGUGUUACCGACUUCGACGACUCAUGAGUGAGUUACUGGCCAUGCCUCGACGCAGUUGCCAUUCCGAAAACCCAAAAAAUGGAUUUUCUGUAGGCUGUCGGCAAAAAGGAAAACUUGUAGCCCAGGACGUAACCCUAGUUUCACGCUGGGAAAUUGCCCGAUGGGCCUUGAAGGCUUUGCUGAGCCUUUCCCUUUCCAACUACCUGUCUCCUUUACCUGCGGGGUAAAAAUCCAUCCCAGAAAAUAAGCUAGGGCUAGGCUCUGCUCACUGCCAGAAUUACUUACCUAGCAUUGCUGCCCAUUUCUAGAAUGGCAAAGCCUUGCCGGAUAUAAUUUAAAUAGGGCUCGAACUGCUUGGCCGAGAGGCCAAGCCCAAGUUGAGACGCCAUAUUUAAAUUAUUGAGAGCUUUAGCAGAAAAGCAAGCCCAACUUCAAGCAGAAAGCGAAGCAGUUCGAAAAGCAAAAGAAGAAAAACUUGCAGCAGCCAGAGAAAAUCUCGAAAAAUUACUCUAUAGGCGCAAACAAGAAUACAAUCAAAAACAGCAUCAAACUGAAGAAAGAAGAAACGCCUUCGAAAAAUUACGAGAAUCUGCUAAAAGAAGAAACGUCCUCAAAGCAAAAGAAAAAGAAAAAAAAAUCGCAGAAAUCAUCAAAAGUGCCCAAGAAAUUGAAGAAAAAAGAAAGCACGAAUAUUUAAAAGCAAUGAAAAAAGCUGAAAAAAGGAAAAUGUGACUAGAAAAGUUAGCAGAAGAAGACCGAUUCCGCAAGCUUCAAGAAGAAAGCUUAAGGGACCAAGAAAGAGCCGCAGUUAAAGAAAGGAUGGACCAAAUCCAAGAAAAAAGAAAAAAAGAAAUAUGGUCCCGAAUAAAGCAGACAGACCGACAGGUAGAAGAAGUAAAAAAAAGGCAAGCAUGAGAAUUAAGAGUAAAACAAGAAAUGUCCAAUUUAAAAAGAAAAGACCGUGAAGAAGAAGUACAAAGGCAGCAAAGAAUCCAAGAAUAUCAGCGGCAAAUGACUUUACAAAGAAUCAAAGAAGAUGAUGAAAAAACAAGAAAAGUUUUGGAAGAAAAAGAAAAACUUAUAGAAACAAGGCAUGAGAUUAGGAGGCAAAUGGAGAAAAAGAAAGAAAAACUCAUGAGAGAUUUUAAUUCAAUGAAAACUAAAAGUCAUGGAGUUUCUGUUAAUACUGAUUUAGAUUUCCAAAGCAAUUCGGUAUCUAGGAAUAUACAAAGUGAAGCUUUAACGCCAAGAAUUUCUACAACACAGACUAAAAAACACAAAAAAAAGCAUUCUAGAAGGGCAAAAACUUCUGACCGCUCAAAUGGCCAAUCCUCUUAAUCUUAAUUAGAGGUCGAUCCAGCCUAUUGGCUACACAGUCACCAAGGACCACUAGAGGAUUCAUCCCCUUUUCGACGCUGUCAGAUAAGCUGGGCUGGAUUGAGAUGAUCCCUAAUAAGAAAAGGAUCGACAUCACCUUACUCCUCCUUCCGUCCUAACGCCAUGGAACAUCAAAAGUGUUCGCUCUUUCUCCUCCUUGCCUUGCAGCCCCAUAGUUAAGCGGGGUGGACUAUGGACUCUUGUGGCUGUUGCUUGAGUGCAUUACACAGAAAUCACAAAAAUUGAAUUUCUGGCCUUUUCGGCAAAAACUCCCUGCUUUUGCGCUAUAAAAAUUUUCCAAUAGUUGUAGACAUUUGCCUGUCGACUAUAUUGAACUUCACCUUUUCAACAAUAAAAACUCUCUAUUUCCUUCGAGGUAAAAUCUAACUCUGAAAGCAGACUAGGACUAGGCUUCACUCACUGCUGGAAUUGCUUACCAUUGCUGUCAAUUUCUGGGUUGGCAUAACCAUGCCGAAUAUAAUUAAAUAUAACCAAUCCUCAUCAAUAAAUGACGACUCUUUUUCAAGCAGCCAAAGAAAAGGGUCAAUUAAAUAUUCAAAAGAAACUGCAGUCCAAGAAAUUGAAAAUUUAAAGAAAAAGCAUAAUAUAGAGCUUAGACAAAGACUAGAAAUGGAGCAAGAAAAGGAAAAAGAAAGAGGGAUGAUUCUAGAUUCUAUAGCAGAUGAUAAAGAAAGAAAAAGGCUUGAUAAAAUAUUUGGCGUUGAAAGAGCUAAAGCUUCUCAAGCAUUAGUUGAAACUAUAUAUACCAAUUUAUAGUGAUUAUUAAUUAUUAUAAUAAAUUAUUACUACAAAAUUUUAAUUUAUUAUAAAUGGUAUAUAAUUUUGGAAUAAAUUUGCAUAUUGAUUAUAAAAAAUAAUAAUAUUCAUAUUUAAAAUAAAAUCUAUAAAAAGAUUUGAACAAGAAAUAGAACAAACUAAAAGAAAAUAUGAAUUAUCAUAA
Blepharisma stoltei is the source of this 3466-nucleotide messenger RNA. The record is from the annotation of a GenBank genome assembly. NCBI's taxonomy places the organism in Eukaryota, Ciliophora, Heterotrichea, Heterotrichida, Blepharismidae.